This is a messenger RNA of Thalassophryne amazonica, 2438 nucleotides long. It is a transcript of the gene ddah1, whose product is annotated as dimethylarginine dimethylaminohydrolase 1. The transcript has 6 exons. Gene Ontology annotation, biological process: arginine metabolic process; positive regulation of nitric oxide biosynthetic process. The record is from RefSeq and is a predicted model, not a curated record. NCBI's taxonomy places the organism in Eukaryota, Metazoa, Chordata, Actinopteri, Batrachoidiformes, Batrachoididae. Gene Ontology annotation, molecular function: dimethylargininase activity; amino acid binding. The coding region runs from base 124 to 972 and encodes 282 amino acids.
UCUGACAGCGCGUGCAGCCGCUGGUGUAAAUAAAUAACAAAAUCAAAGACAACAAACAGAUAAAGGGGACAGGCCGACAGUUUGUGGCGUUCGUUAAGCGGAGCCGCGCGUUAGGUUUUGAACAUGGCCGGUUUAAUGACGGCUUUCGGUAAGUACACACACGCCGUGGUCCGGGGAAUCCCCGCGUCCCUGGCCAAGGAGGCGCUGAGGAGCAGCCAGGCGGAGGUGGACCUGGAGAAGGCGCGCAGGGAGCACGAGGCGUACGUGGAGGUGCUGAGGAGCAGGCUGGGGCUGGAGGUGGUCGAGCUGGCCGCCGACGAGUCGCUGCCGGACUGCGUGUUCGUGGAGGACGCGGCGGUGGUGUGCGGGGACACGGCGCUCAUCACCAGACCGGGAGCCGCGAGCAGGAGGGCGGAGACGGAGGUAAUGAAAAGUGCUCUUAAAGAACUGGAUUUGAACAUUGUGGAGAUGACUGAUGAGAAUGCCACACUGGAUGGAGGAGAUGUUCUGUUUACAGGUCGAGAAUUCUUUGUGGGCCUUUCAAAACGGACCAAUCAGCGAGGAGCAGAAAUCCUUGCAGAUGCCUUUAAGGACUAUGCAGUGUCGACUGUUCCUGUUACAGAAGGGCUUCACCUGAAAAGCUUCUGCAGCAUGGGGGGACCCGGCCUUAUUGUCAUCGGCUCCAGCGAGAUCGCUCAGAAAGCUCUCAAAAUCAUGCAGCAGAUGAGUGACCAUCACUAUGACAAACUGACGGUGCCCAAUGACCUCGCUGCCAACUGCAUCUACAUGAACCUGCCGAGUAAAGGAGAGGUGCUUCUGCACUGCACACCAGAGGAGUUCCCAGAGAGUGUAAAGGUGUUUGAGAAGUUGAAGGACUACAUGCUGAUCCCCUUGUCUAAUGCAGAGAAGGUCAAAUUGGAUGGAGCCCUCACAUGCUGCUCUGUACUCAUCAACAAGAGGGACAACAUCUGAGUGCACAGGAACCAAUCAGAGCCUGUGUGUCACCACCAAGGAUCCCAAUAUUUAGCAAAGUUAUCUGGGUAGAUACAACAUCCAUAAAAAGGUCUCAGCCCAUUGUUGUUAUACACGUUUAUUGAUUUAUAACAACAAAUUUAAAUAAAAUCAGGUUACUGUAUAGAGUAAUUUAAAAUGCAUGCUUAUUAAUCACAAAGUGAAACAAAUUUUACAAGUUAAGUAAAAGCAUGCAAUCCAUUAUUUCAUUAUAUACAAUCUAUAACUGUAGCAUUAUGCAGUCCUGUUCCAACAAAAAUCAAAUGUAGUUUUUCUGUUUCAUUGGAGUAACUAAUCAUCAAGUUACAUUUUCAAACAAAAGAAAACAACUUGAUUUGUUUGUAGGUGUACUGCCUGAUAAAAACAUCACAAAGGCAGGUCAACAAUAAUAUGAUUGCAAAAAUCUUAUUUUCAUAGAGCUGAAGUCAUGAAUAGAAAUUAUGUAGCUUUAUCACCUAAAAGAGUUUUAAGGUCAAAUGAAGUUGCAAGAUUUCUUUAAAUGCUUAAUAUGUACUUAGCCUUGCUUUCCCCUACUGCAGUACUGUAUGUCGCAGUACAUUUUCAGAGGACUCUAUCAGAUUACUACAGUGUCCCUUUGUAUGAAGUUAUUCAAUUAAUAUUAAAUACUCCAGAAAUUAUUCCAAUGUUUUUUUCAUUUGUUUUUGUUUUUAGCUUUUUAUCCCAUUUAAUUAGUACAAGAUAUUCAUAUCUUGCAUCCCGAAAUAAUCCAUGAUUUGGGGGAUUUAUAGUUUUGUUUAAUAAUACUUAUAGAUAUUUAUAAUUUAGAAAUUAAAGAUCAAUUUUUUUACGUUUGUACAAAGGUGUCUUAGAUUAUUUUCAAUUUUCUGUAAUAUAAUAAUAAAAAAAAAUACUCGGGAGGAUCCGUAGUUUUAAUUGACAGUGGCCAUCAUUGAAUCAUUCCAGUAACUGAAUCCACAUUUUGUUUACAUAAACAUAAUAAAACUACUCAGAGAUACAUGUUCAUAUGUGUUGCUUAAAACAAUUGGAUGGACAUUUUGACAACAGUAUACCCGUGUAUCAUCAUCAUCUUGCUCGUUAUUCUUUCUGCUGUAUUUUUGCUGCUCAAACUGCAACAGACAAUCCGAACAAGAGCGCAGCGCAUUUUCACUGUGCUUUACUUCCAGCACUUCCUCCACCUUGGACCAGAUUUCUGGAUGAAGGUCUGUAAUGUGUUAAUAUGUGUGACUGAACAUCUCCUUGUUUCAUUGUUUAACAAUCAUCACAACAGUCAACAGUUAUUAAUUAUUUUAUUAUCUUCAGUAACAGCGGGAAAAUGUUUACAGACAUUUAAACACCUUAAAUUCCUGGAGAUUUUUGAAAGUUCUUUCAAAUUCUCUUAACUCAUAGGUGCUAAUAAAUUCCUGUCUUACAAAUUAUUAAAGGAUUGCAGCACUGUUGUCAUCCCA